UCGGACUUCGAGAUGACCACCAGGACGAAUUUCACAGAUAGACAAGGAAGGACUAAAAGUCCUAAAAACUAAAACUCUAAAAACUUAAAAAGCAAAGCCUCAUCUCUCUGUCCCACUGUAGCAUACUCUCUCCCCUUAGUCUCUCCUCUUCUUCAACAGGUAUGUAUGGAAAAUAUUAUAUAAAAAUAUCACCUGGGCCCUUGUGGGGCCUCGGGAUCCAAUCCUGUAAACAGUUUGCUGUACGCUCUGUCCUAUUUAUAUCGCUAGUAUAGAAAUGGCAGUUAACAUAAUGGCCAUGGCCUGCUUGAUCUGUUUCAGGUUCUGUUGGAAACAGUCCCAAACACGACAAGAUCUUCUGCCGCCUUCGCACCCUCACCAACAUUGCGCUGUAGUUCUUAUAAAAAAAGAGGACAUGAACAGCACUUGUUCCUACUCCAAGCAGCACUCUAUCUGGUUCCAAACACACCCCGAUUUCAGCCUCCCUGCUCUAGAAUUGUCUUCCAUCACGGCCACUGGUACUUAACAUAGAGUAGGGCCUCGCAGUUUGGGUGUGUGUUGUGCUGCUGGUAUUCGAUCUCCUGGAUCGUGCUGCUUACUCCUCUAGCAGCGAUGUCAACAGUGCGGGUGCCUUUGAAACAGAGAUAAAAACACAUAGGUCAUUAAUAUUGUCACGCCCCUCACAAGUGGCAGUGUGUCAGUAUCUGUGUCUUUUGGACUCACUGUGUACGACUGGAGGUCAUGCAACCACACUUUUAGAUGCAGUCCAACAAUAAUCCACAUUCAAUAGUCUCUACAUGCAGUAUUAUACUGUUGACUUAUCUCGUACUUAAAAUAUCCAUAAUACUUCCCUUUGUAUUAUACUUAAGCGGUCUUCCUGAAACCCUUUUCGCCAGGCUGUAACUCUCUGCAACUGUUUGUAUGUGCUGUUGUCUUCCUGCUCCUGCUCCUGCUCCUGCUCCUGCUCCUGCUCCUGCUCCUGCUCCUGCUCCCCAAAAUGGCUGACUUCCAUUCUCCAGGCAACACCAGCAACCCAGUCUUCACCUGCCUCCUCACACCCAAGUGCUUUGACUGCAGCGCUUUCCUUCAGACGCAAAAGGAGCCCCCAGCUUCAAAACAGCUCAAGAUGGUACAGGGAAUGGAAGGCUACCAUUUCCAAAACUGGGCUCUAACAUACAGCUCCAACCCGGAGCUUUACUUCCAACCCACCUCCAUAGAAGAGGUCAGGCAGAUCCUGGAACUAGCCAGGCAGCGCAGUAAAAAGGUGAAGGUGGUGGGGGGUGGUCACUCCCCCUCAGACAUUGCCUGUACAGAGGACUUCAUGAUUCGGAUGGACAAGAUGAAUAAGGUUCUCGAGGUGGACAAAGAGAAGAGGCAGGCUACAGUGGAAGCUGGGAUUUUUCUGUGUGACCUGAAUGAGGAAUUGGCCAGACAUGGUUUGGCUAUGUCAAAUUUAGGUGCAGUAGCAGAGGUGGCUGCUGCUGGGGUUAUUGGGACUGGCACUCACAACACAGGGAUAGAACAUGGAAUUCUGCCCACACAGGUGGUGGCUCUGACUCUGAUGACAGCAGGUGGAGAGAUCCUGAAGUGCUCCGACUCUCUGAAUGAGGAGAUCUUUCAAGCAGCCAGACUCCACCUGGGCUCCCUCGGAGUCAUCCUGAGCCUCACUAUCCAGUGCGUGCCAGCCUUCCGACUGCACGAGCUGCAGUUCCCAUCCACACUCACAGAGGUUUUGGACAAUUUGGAUUUUCACAUGAAGAAGUCAGAGUAUUUUCGAUUCCUUUGGUUCCCACAUACAGAAAAUGUCCGGGUCAUCUACCAGGAUCGUACAGACAAGCCUGUGCAGAGCACGUCCAGCUGGUUUUGGGGUUAUGCUGUUGGCUAUCAUCUGUUAGAGUUCCUCCUUUGGGUCAGCACCUUCCUGCCCCGGAUGGUUCCCUGGAUCAAUCAGAUUUUCUUCAGCCUUCUCUCAAGUGGUAGGAAUGAGCGUGUCGACUGCAGCCACCGAAUCUUCACCUACGAGUGUCUCUUCAAGCAGCACGUCCAGGACUGGGCCAUCCCCAUAGGCAAGACAAAAGAAGCCCUGCUGCAGCUGAAGGCCUGGCUGGAAAAUACCCAAGCUGUAGUAGCUCACUUCCCAGUGGAGGUGCGUUUCGCUCGGGGAGACAACAUUCUCCUCAGCCCCUGCUUCCAGAGAGACAGCUGCUACAUGAACAUCAUAAUGUACAGGCCCUAUGGAAAGGAGGUGCCACGGGAUCAGUACUGGGCUGCCUAUGAAAAGAUCAUGCAGAAAGUAGGAGGCAGACCACACUGGGCAAAGGCUCACAGCUGUACUCACAAGAAUUUCCAGAGAAUGUAUCCCGGCUUCCAGAAAUUCUGUUCCAUCCGGGAGCAGCUGGAUCCAACAGCAAUGUUCCUCAACUCCUACCUGGAGAAAGUGUUCUUCUGAAGAAAAAAGAAAUAAUAUUCUGACUGGUUAAUAUUCAAAAACUCCAAUCGCUUUUAUUUGAAUGAAACCCAAUCUCAAACCUAACCUCCAAUCACAUUUAUUUGAAUGAAACCCAAUCUCAAACUUAGCCUCCAAUCACUUUUAUUUCAAUGAAACCCAAUCUCAAACCUGGCCUCCAAUCACUCUUAUUUUUAUGAAACCCAGUCUCAAACCCUGAAGUGAAUUUAAGACGAGUUCUGAUGUCUUUAAGAAAAUCUUUAAGUCCUUUUCUUCAAUCAAUAAUAGGUUUAUUGUAAUACAUGCUGGGAAUCAGGUCCCAGGUACAGAACAAGCAGAUUCAAAGUUUUACAGCUUACAUGAUUAUUAAUAACCUGUUGCACAAGUGGUUCUCCACCCCUGUCCCUGGCUUUUAACCAAUGGUCAAGGGACAACGCCUUGUGGUUACACCUCUUUCUUGGUACUGUGUGCAGUGUUUUUGUGUUGUGCGUAAAAGAUGUGACUGUGUGUCAGGUGCUGAAAUAGCCUUGAUAAUUGCUUGUCAGUAGAAAAGGACUGUUUCUAACUUGUUAUAUUUUGGAUGUUAGCUAGCUGCUGUUGUGUUAUCUUGGGUGUUUCAGUUUUCCCCAGCUAUCAGCCAUUGUUCAUCAGAGAAGUUACUGUUUGCUCGACACCCAGACUUGUGGCCUUGCCGAUCACCCUGUUUCUCUCAAGAAUAUGCAGCUUUAGAUAGCUUUCCCCACUCGCUCCCACCUCCACUGCUAGGAAAUUGUGAGUUUAGCCACUCCAAGUGCAUAGCAUUUGCUCUGUAAAACAGAGUGCAAAAAUCAAACCAGACUUUUUUUCUUUCUUUUCCAUGUUACAACAAACCUAACCUCCAAUCACUUUAUUUGAAUGAAACCCAAUCUCAAACCUAACCUCCAAUCAUUUUUAUUUGAAUGAAACCCAAUCUCAAACCUGACCUCCAAUCACAUCUACUACAUGAAACCAAAUGACUUAGCACUAUAAAAACAUACCCUUCAAAUAGAAUUGAUUAUCCUUAUUUCUCCUUAUACUCAUGUAACAAGUAGAGGCUGUUUGUGAACUGGCAAAGACAAUGAUGGAAUGGAUAAAUUAAGUGUUAUUCAUCAUUUUAAGAAAAUCCAUCAUUCAUUUUAAAACUGAGUUUAGCAGGAAUGAUUUUACAUGAACACAUGUUUAGACUUAUCAUUUAUUAUUGAUUAGAUGCUCUAUUUGAGUUCAUGCAUAAUUUAUACAUGUCUAGAGCACUUGUUGGUAGUUCAUUAACCAAUAGGCUCAUUGUAUGUUCAAAUCUGUACAAAACUGCUUUUCA
Messenger RNA from Polyodon spathula (Mississippi paddlefish), 3776 nucleotides. RefSeq names its product L-gulonolactone oxidase-like. The transcript is spliced from 13 exons. Gene Ontology annotation, molecular function: FAD binding; D-arabinono-1,4-lactone oxidase activity. NCBI's taxonomy places the organism in Eukaryota, Metazoa, Chordata, Actinopteri, Acipenseriformes, Polyodontidae. The coding region runs from base 995 to 2446 and encodes 483 amino acids. Gene Ontology annotation, cellular component: membrane. The record is from RefSeq and is a predicted model, not a curated record.